Molecule: messenger RNA, 3874 nt
Organism: Paramormyrops kingsleyae
Lineage: Eukaryota; Metazoa; Chordata; Actinopteri; Osteoglossiformes; Mormyridae
Gene: slc8b1
Product: solute carrier family 8 member B1
Biological process (GO): calcium export from the mitochondrion; intracellular calcium ion homeostasis
Cellular component (GO): membrane
Molecular function (GO): calcium:sodium antiporter activity
Source: RefSeq, a predicted model, not a curated record
GUGUCUGAGAAGUUUAUCCAACCAUUUUCUAACUACUGGUUUCCACUCAGUCAGGAAUCACACACAGCCAUACUCUGUGACUGAGGUUGGUUAACUGCUAGACAAAUAUUCCAACCCUGGAGAUGUGAGUUACCCAUUGAGUCCCCAUGGAAAAUCUGAAUGAAGACCGAUCUUUUAAAAUUUAAAUGAUUUUACCAUAAUGUGUGUCUGUUUUUGUAUAUGUGCUGUGUGAUACUUUUGCAUUUGGUUUACAAGCAAGCUGUUUACAUUGUUGCAUUGCUACUCCAUCUUCACCCUAAGAUGUGAAAAACUUAAAAUGUUCGGAGCGCCCAGACUAGAAAACCAUGUUUUAAUAAGUAUACCACUCCCUAUUUAUUUGCGCAUCGCCGACAUUCCUCCCCCCUCACGGGAAGCCCGAAUAGUGACCGUCCCCUUUAAGAAGGAGGUACGCAGCCCGUCAACGUGACUUGUUAGGAAGUGGCCAAAUCAAGUCCGAUGUUUGUCCCUAGUUACUGCUACUUUAUUUAGCCACUUACGGAACGUGAAAGAAAUAUCGUUGGCAAAAAUUUGGUGCAUUUAAAUACGCCGAAGUAUGUCCAGCUCCAGUCCAGCGUGCUACUCUUGACAACUUACUUCCUAAAUACGAUCAGUGACCCCAAUGGCCUGAUUGUCUCAGGCGCAAAUAUUCACGAUGCAUCUCAAAGGACUCACUGAGGAAUGCCACCUGGUUAUGCGCUUGAAUGAGAGCCAGCGGUGUUUUUUCAUCCGGAAUACUCCUGACUGCAACCAGGAUGGUGGUUUUUUAAACUAUUUGGAGACAGCAUUCUGCCUCUUUCCAACCAACCUCCUUCCAUUAGCGAUCUUCUUCUAUGUUCUAUGGCUUCUCUUCUUGUUUAUUGUCCUUGGGCUCACAGCAUCUAAGUUCUUCUGCCCCAACCUAUCUGCCAUAUCUGCUACCUUGAAGCUGACCCAUAAUGUCGCUGGUGUGACGUUUUUGGCUUUGGGCAAUGGGGCUCCGGAUGUAUUCAGUGCUAUGGCAGCCUUUUCUCGCCCCCAAACUGCUGGAUUGGCCAUUGGGGCAUUGUUUGGAGCAGGGAUCUUCGUCACCACCAUCGUUGCUGGUAGCGUGUCCCUUGUCAAGCCCUUUACGGUAGCUUCCCGUCCCUUUCUGCGGGACAUCAUCUUUUACAUGGCCGCUGUCUUCUGGACUUUCCUUAUCCUCUACAAGGGUCAGAUUCAUCUGGGGGAAGUGCUAGGUUACUUGUGCUUGUAUGUGGGAUACGUUCUGACAGUUAUCAUCAGUGCUUACAUCUAUAACCGACAGAAACACUUCAUCAACGGACCAUUACAGAAUGGCUCUAACCAUGUCCCAGAUCUGCAGUCUGACACUGAUGAGAGCUCAUCCCUGCCAAACUCUGGUAUUCAGGACUAUGAGUACCAGCCCCUGCUUACUUGCACGGAAUCCACUAGCCAAAUUUUCCUCAAAUCCCUUAACCCAGUAGACAUCAGAAAGUGGAGGAGAAAGCCCUGGUACUGGAGAGCCUUUAAGGUGAUAAAGGUGCCAAUAGAAGUGAUUCUGUUGCUGUCUGUGCCUGUUGUGGACCCAGACAAGGAAGACCGCAACUGGAAACGACCCCUUAACUGCUUGCAUCUUAUUACGGGCCCUCUGAUUUGUGUGCUCACCUUCCAGUCGGGAGAGUAUGGGUUGUUGUAUAUUCAAGGGGGCUUCCCAGUCUGGGCAUUGACUCUUCUCAUCGGCCUCUUCUUGUGUGCCAUCAUCUUCUGGAGCACAACCAAUUACCAGCCCCCCAGAUUCCACUUUCUUUUCUCUCUGCUGGGUUUCCUGGUCAGUGCGAUGUGGAUGAACACAGCCGCAACAGAGGUCGUGAGCCUAUUAAGGACAUUGGGUGUGGUUUUCAGCCUUAGCAACACAGUACUGGGCCUCACCCUGCUGGCCUGGGGCAAUAGCAUUGGAGAUUGCUUCUCAGACAUCACAAUUGCACGCCAGGGGUAUCCACGUAUGGCCAUCUCUGCCUGUUUUGGGGGAAUUAUCUUUAACAUGGUUUUUGGUGUUGGGCUUGGCUGCCUGCUGCAGAUGAUCGCACACGAUAACAUGGUAAAACUCCAGCCAGAAGGGUUACUGGUCUGGGUACUAGCAGUGGCCCUGGGCUGCAGCCUGGCAUUCUCCUUCAUUCUAGUGCCACUGCAGUGCUUUCACCUAGGCCGUCCAUAUGGAGCCUUUCUUCUGCUCUUCUAUGCUGUCUUCCUGUUGGUGGCACUGCUUACAGAGUUUGGAAAAAUUACAGUGGGGUGAUAACUGCAUUCACUGAGAAAUGAAGUGGAAGUGGCCAUUUUGCUCAUCAGCUGAUUAUUUUUGUACAACUUCUCUGUUGUCUCAAGUUAAGGUCAGGGACAUUGUAUUCUGCAUAGCCCAGUAUGUUUUGAGAGUCCCUCACUAAAACUUAGUUGAUACAAUUUUAUUAUAUAAUAACUAGAAAAGAAAAUAUUUAAUAAUUUUAAUUGGUUGGCCCAGCUUUAAAGACCUCCUAUGAGACCCCAUCUUGACAAACUUUAUCUUGGGUGACCCCCUACUCCACACUUGGAAAGUUUCAUUUUUGGGGAAUCAGUGUUACAAUGGUUUGUGUGUUCUGUUCACAUUUAAGAGAGUGCCAAAAUUAUUGUGACUAUUUAUCAAAAGUGACUUGACUUUGUGUGCUUCUGUGGUUGGGGGUUGGGCUACUGUAUUAUUAUCAUUUAUCCAAAUGUUUUUAAAUUAAAAUGUUGAAUAUUAUAUAUUUUUAUAUCAUCCAGCCCUAAAAAAGAAUAUUGCAAUUUUCUUGCUGAAUAUAAAAUUCAGAUGCUCAGGGACAUGUGUACCUUUUUUUAUAAGAUGUAAAACAUUUCUUUGUUAACAUCCUGUUAACUUCGCUCUGCUGUUCUGGCUUUUUGUUCUUGCAUUAAAGUUAGAUAGCCCUACCGUAGAACCUCAGAAAAGCUAUAUAUUUUCACAUUAUAUGUAAAUGUAAUCUCAUCAAAUGUCUCAAUAUCUCAGCAUUCCUCAAUAAUCAAAGCAGUAGCAGUGGUAAUACAAUCCUGGGUAGAGUCUGUCCCAAGCAGAACAGGCCAUGAGGCUGGAGCACCCUUUGGACCAGAUGCUGGUCUAUCGCAGAGCACAUACACGUGAUCAUGGCCAAUUUAGACACCAGCUAGCCUGACUUUGCACUGUAGGGGGAACCCUGAGAAAAACAGGGAGCGCAUGCAAACUUCACACACAGACAGCAGAGGUGCGGCCCACUGAGGUACCAUGCUGAAAUAUGAGGGUCUUUUAGGAAGGCUUCACUGGGUCUAAAGUGGUUUGUGCUGCAGAUGUUUUGCUUUUUCUAGUUUCAUGAACAAUAUGACGCUAAAGUAUGGGUUGAUGGUAAGGUCUGAACACAAGUUUUCAGCUUAUACUUACUAAUAAACUCAUUUCCCAAGUGUGUGUUUCUGCUCUAGGAAGAAUCCAGUACCCAUUUUUUUUAAUAUUUCAUUUGGUUAACAAGUCAUUUAGCCAAAUCAUUUGUGUUACAGAAAUACAAGAAACAUUUCUGAAUAAUUAAACACUUUAACUUGAAUAUGAAUACACCAAGUCUUGUGCUUUGUACAGUUUGUAAUAGGCUCUGGCCUUCUACAUGGCCUUACCAAGAUAAGUGAUUAGAAGUGGGAUGAAUAUUUGUUACAGUAACACAGAUGAGGGAAUGCUGAAUGUCUAGGGUUUUAGUACUGUAUAACUGCAUUGUGUGCACACACUUGUCCUAUGCUGUACUUGUUUUGGUUUUUUGUGAGUAUGAAUAUUAUCAAAAUUAAACUGCCAUCACUGAUGAUUUAUAUAAAA